Penicillium samsonianum is the source of this 687-nucleotide messenger RNA. Its product is annotated as OPI10 family protein. The transcript has a single exon. Gene Ontology annotation, molecular function: nuclear import signal receptor activity. Gene Ontology annotation, cellular component: nucleus; cytosol. The coding region runs from base 1 to 687 and encodes 228 amino acids. Lineage: Eukaryota; Fungi; Ascomycota; Eurotiomycetes; Eurotiales; Aspergillaceae. Gene Ontology annotation, biological process: protein import into nucleus. The record is from RefSeq and is a predicted model, not a curated record.
AUGUUCUCCGUCGUGGUCCCAGGCCGCCCGUGCCUAACAGAUAUCAUCGCAAUAGACAGCCAACCGAACGGGCAAGCAACCAAAUUCGCCUUCACAAUCCCACUCAGCGCAUCUCUCAGCGAUAUAGUCGUCUUCUUCCUACCAGGAACAACCCUCCCACCAAACACCGGCGCCGCAAUCUACGCCCAACUCCCAGACCCGAACACCGGCCACCCCUCCGACUUCCGCUUCAUCGGCGCAUUAGCAAACGAAAAGCCCUCAGGCAUCUUCACCGUACGCCCACCGGGGGGUGCAGUGCACCGCUCAGAAGCCGAGGAAGAAGACGACAUGCUCGACGAGGGCGGCACCAGCAGCAAUGCUGCAACGGGCGUCCUGACACUGGGAAUUUCGAUCGAAGAAGCGCAGAAUAUCGCGCCGCAGCUUGCUGCUCUGGAAGCGGAGCGCCCCUCGGGUCAGACGUCAAUGGCGCUGGUUCCGCAGGCUGCGAGCCAGAGACAGGUCUCGACGAAGGUGCUGGCGCAGCGCAUUAUAGGAAACGCGUUUAAUUUCCUCGCGAGCUUUGCGGAAAAUGACAAGGGACAGGAUGUUGUGCCGCUGAAGAGCUUCCAUAAUUGGUGGGCGAAGUUUGAGCGUCGCAUUGAGGCUGAUCCUACGUUUUUGGAGCGCGAGGAUCCUAAUGCUAAUUAA